AUGGCUAGGCACCAACCAAUGUCGAUGGAGGCGAUGCUCGACGAAGAGCGGAGGGAAGUGCUUGCGCUGCUCGAGGGGCCCCAAGCAUCACGAUCAAGCAGAGCCCCAAGCAGCAUAGGAGGCCGGUCGCCAUCUCCCUUCACGCCGCGAUCCCCAGUGCGGUCCAUGUUAGACAUUGCGCCUGUUAGAAGCAUGCUCGAUGUCGACACCCCUCCUCCCGCGCCAGUACGAAGCAUGUUGGAUGUGGACUCCCCACCAAGCCAGAAGCAUGUCCUUAGCACACCCUCUUCGCCAAUCGAACACACCGGCUCUCGAAGCCUUCUUGCCCCAGCCCCGUCUGGGCACCCACGGAGCAUGUCCGAUGCCGCCAUGAGACCCGCCGACUUUGGCCCCCGGGCCAACCCUCGGCACGACCCAACACUCGACUACCAAUUUGGAGGAAUCAUCACAAACCAUGCAGGCGCCGCCAUGCCGAAAAGAGUGACGAUGGGCGGGAAGCGCUCCAGCGCCAUGGCAGAAGUUAUGAGAGGCAACGAUGUGUCGGGGCUUGUUCUCCCUGGCGAUCGUGGCCGUCACUCGAUUGCUGGACCGGCGUAUAGCAGCCGAAAAGCCGGGAACAAAUCCAAGUCUCCCACCAACAGACUAGGGGUGCGCUCUCACUCGCCUGCCUUGCUCGGGCGAAAUCUCAGCCCGGCCGGGCGCGCCAUGCUUGGGGAUAACCAGACUGUCGACUACAACAAUGCGUACCGCCGCUUAUCAGAUGCCGCCUUGGCUAGGUCCGGGGGCUCGCUGGGUGAGCUCGGGAGAAGGAAGAAGUCGGAUGAUGGGUCCAGUAACGGCAGACUCGCCAAGGACUAUCUGGGACCUGAUGGGGAGUUUGUCGAGGAAAGCAGUGACGAUAGCGGAGGAAACUCUUCGGAGGAAGACGAGCGGGGUAGGAAGGCCGCUCGAAGCUUUGAUAAGAAGCCGCAGGGCAGCUCGGAAUCACCGGAGGCUAAGAGGCAGGUGCGGAGCUUGCUUGCGGCUGCGGAGGAGGAACGGAUCCAUGUUGCCUCUUCCCAGCCGGCUCACAAAUACAGGUCUUUGCUGGACGAACCUUCAAUUACUGUUACGAAUCCAUCCGGCGAGAAGGAACGGGUCAAACACAGCAGCAAGAACGUCAUUCACCCAGCGACCAGCUUCGACACGCCGCCUAGCGGGACGCACACACCAAUGUAUACCGACACGGAAGAGGACAUCUCGGACAUCAAGAGGGCGCAAAAGAUGUCCUUUGCCAUGACGCAGGUGAUGGAAACGCCCGAGUCCCACAGGACGAUCCAGAUUAUUACCAGAGGCGACUAUGCUAAGCUUGUCAAGGACGCCGAGGAGGAACACCGACCUGCGAGGAAGUAUUUGGUUGCUACGGAUAUGAGUGACGAGUCUACCCAUGCGCUCGAGUGGGCUAUUGGGACUGUGCUCAGGGAUGGCGACACGCUGCUUGCCAUUUACUGCGUGGACGAGGAUGCUGGGAUUGAGGCGAAUCCGAACUCGGUGGUGCCGGAUGAGUCCAAGGCGAUGAAGGAGCAAGCGGCUGCCAUCACGGCCGUGACGAACAAUACCAGGCAGCCUGCUACACCGGGGGGGACUGCACUGCCUCUUAGGAUCUCUUCGCUGGGUCACCAGGCGAGCGAGGCUAGUUUGAGCCCUGCGCCGUCGAGCAUGGAGAGGAGCAAAGCGGAGGAGGAGAGGUAUAGGGCGGUGAAGGAUAUCGGGGACAGAGCGAUGAAGCUGCUGAGGAAGACGCGGUUGCAGGUCAGGGUGAUUGUGGAGGUUCUGCACUGCAAGAACCCAAAGCAUUUGAUCACGGAGGUGAUUGAUUUAGUGAACCCGACAGUGAUACUUGGCUCCUUUUCGAACUAUUUGGUAACUAAGAGUUCGGUUCCGGUCAUGGUGGCGAGGAAGAAGCUUAGGAAGCAGAGCAAGUACAAGAAGAUUGCCGCCGGGGCGAGCCAGCACCAGGUGAACAAUAUUAACAACCCCACGGCGAGGAGUUUGGCGCAGGCCAAGAUUGAUUAG
Messenger RNA from Podospora pseudocomata, 2055 nucleotides. RefSeq lists its product as uncharacterized. The record is from RefSeq and is a predicted model, not a curated record. NCBI's taxonomy places the organism in Eukaryota, Fungi, Ascomycota, Sordariomycetes, Sordariales, Podosporaceae. Bases 1 to 2055 code for a protein of 684 amino acids. The transcript is spliced from 4 exons.